AUGUGCGAGUAUGUCGAUGACAUUAAGUAUGUUAUUAACUAUGACUACCCUAAUAAUUCUGAAGACUACGUUCACCGCAUUGGUCGUACCGGUCGCCGGGACAAGACGGGUACAGCAUACACAUUCUUCACGCCGCAAAAUGCGCCCAAGGCAAGAGAUCUUAUAAAGGUUCUGGAAGAAGCCGGCCAACAAGUUCCUCAGCCACUUCGUGAUUUACAAGGACGAGGUGGUAGUGGCAAUAGCCGAGGUCGUUGGGCUGGAAGUGGCGGCGGUGGAAUGAAACGUGGAUACAGUGGAGGAGACGAUUAUGGUGGAAAGAAGGGAAGUGUUAAAGCUUUGUUUCUUAUCUUUGCGUCAUCACUUACAAAGGGAUUAUUUUUAGAUGUCGAUGACAUUAAGUAUGUUAUUAACUAUGACUACCCUAAUAAUUCUGAAGACUACGUUCACCGCAUUGGUCGUACCGGUCGCCGGGACAAGACGGUA
Cooperia oncophora is the source of this 483-nucleotide messenger RNA. Lineage: Eukaryota; Metazoa; Nematoda; Chromadorea; Rhabditida; Trichostrongylidae. The record is from the annotation of a GenBank genome assembly.